CUCCUUCACCUGUGACUGCAACAAAGGAUACAAACUGAACAACGACAAGAGGACCUGCUCAAUGAUCGACUACUGUUCGUUUGGGAACCACAGUUGCGAUCACGAGUGUGUGAGCGUGCUCAAUGGCUAUCGCUGUCGCUGUAACGAGGGAUACAGGCUGCUGGAGGACGGCAAGACCUGCCAGGCCAUUGACCUGUGCGCUGAGGGGAAGCACGACUGUGAACAGAUCUGCAUCAGCGCCGCCGGGCGCCUACACCUGCGACUGCAACAAAGGAUACACGCUCAAUGAGGACGAGAAGACCUGCACACCCAUUGACCUGUGCGCUGAGGAAAGCACGACUGUGAGCAGAUCUGUGUCAGCGCGCGGGCGCCUUCACCUGCGA
This is a messenger RNA of Oreochromis aureus, 383 nucleotides long. RefSeq names its product matrilin-4-like. Gene Ontology annotation, molecular function: calcium ion binding. The record is from RefSeq and is a predicted model, not a curated record. The transcript is spliced from 4 exons. The coding region runs from base 62 to 289 and encodes 75 amino acids. NCBI's taxonomy places the organism in Eukaryota, Metazoa, Chordata, Actinopteri, Cichliformes, Cichlidae.